Paramecium primaurelia is the source of this 1246-nucleotide messenger RNA. Lineage: Eukaryota; Ciliophora; Oligohymenophorea; Peniculida; Parameciidae. The record is from the annotation of a GenBank genome assembly.
AUGUAAGAAAAAUAAUUGAGGUAAACAAUAGAAGACGAUGAUGAAGAACAACAUUAUUAUAUUUUAGAAAAUUAAGAUAAACAAAAAAGUAAAAUUUAAGAUGAAAAAUUUGAUUAAAUAGAUGAGUAAGAUUAUGAAGGAAUGUAAGCUAAAAUGAAUUUAGAAUUUUUCAUUCCUCAUAUUGAUAUGAAUUAAAAUUAAUGUAAUUAUUUUCAUCUUUAUUUAUAGAAAAAUGUGUAACAUAAUUAACAAGAUCAUCUGGUACAUGGUCAACUGGUAUUAAAUAAACUGAGAAAUCUAUUUAAAAUGCUUAUGUCUCACUUAUUAAAAAUGCUUAACAUUUUAUUUAUAUUGAAAAUCAAUUCUUUAUUAGUAAUACAGCUGGAAAUCCUGUUAAAAAUUUAGUGGCUAAUGCUCUAAUAUCUAGAAUUAAAGAAGCACAUGAAAAGUAAUAGAGAUUUAAAGUUAUUGUCUUUGUUCCAUUAUUACCAGGUUUUGAAGGUGAAAUUGAUUAAUCCAAUUCUGCUGUUCUUAAAGUUUAAUUACAUUUUGAAUAUCAAACCAUAAGUAGAGGAGGCAAAUCUAUAAUAGAAACCUUAAAAUAAGAUGGAAUCAAACCAGAAAAUUACAUUUAAUUCUUCGGUCUUAGGUAACAUGAAUUAUCUCCAGAACCAAAUUCAAUACCUGUGACUGAAAUUAUUUAUAUUCAUUCAAAAUUAAUCAUAGUUGAUGAUGAAAUUGCAUUAAUAGGAUCUGCAAAUAUCAAUGAUAGAAGUUUAUUAGGAAAUAGAGAUUCAGAACUUGCAAUUAUUGUUUAAGAUUAAAUUAAAGUUGAUUCUAUAAUGAAUGGUAUACCAUAUAAAGCAUCUAAAUUUGCACAUACUCUUCGUACUGCACUUUAUAUGGAACAUUUUAAUAUGAAAUAUGAAGAAGUCAUUGAUCCCUUGAGUUUAUAAUUUGAAAAGGAAUCAACUGCAUAAGCUAACAUUAAUACAAGAAUUUAUAAAUAAAUUUUUGCUUGUUAUCCUCAUGAUGAUAUUAAGAAAGUAUCUGAUUAUGAAGAAGUAUUCAAUUAUAUAAAUUAUUUUAGUUUAAAGCAAACAAACAUUUAGAUGAAUACGAUAAAUUAAAGUAGUUUAUUAAAGGUCAUGCAGUAACUUUCCCAUUAUAUUUUUUAUGUGAAGAAAAUUUAAAUAUUAAAGUUACAUAAAAAGAAUACUUAGCCCCUGAAAUAAGUUUCACAUGA